AUGAACCGCGCCCGCGCCCCAGCACAUCCCUUCGUCACCGCCGCCCAGCUGACAGAUGUCGAAUCCGUGGCCGAGGGCCUCGAAUUCCUUGUCUACAAGGCGCAGUCACCACAUUACGGUCCUGUAGCCCUCCGCAUUCCCCAGCACAAAGUCUUCCAAAACGCCAAUGACCCAAACAAUGACUCCAGAGAGCUCCUCGCCCAAGAGCUAGGCAUCUACAAACUCUUACACGGCGGCCCGGUCCCCGUACCUCGGGCAUUUGAACUCCUCGAGACCAAUGGCUAUCCCGCCAUGCUGAGCGAGUUCAUCGAGGAUGACGGAACUCAAGCAUCGCCCGCCGAGGUGGGCCGUGUGGCCGCCCUAAUACACACCUCCCACGUGCCAAAAGAUUGGGAUACUCAACUCGUAGCCAUGGAGGACGGCGAUGUUUUCACAGCCUUGGUCAAUCGGAUGGUCCGGCGAUUUCAGCAAUUCUUGAAACAUGAACCCGCCUCCAAGAGCUGGGUUCCGGAAAGACAUGUCCUGCAGGGGAUUGCCGAGAAACUGCGACGGUUUCCUCUGCGUCUCUUACACAUGGACCUUCGGGGCGUCAAUCUCCGCGUGAGACGGGGCCGAAUAGUGGCCGUUCUAGACUGGACCAACUGCCUGGUUGGACCGACGGCCGUGGAUUUGUACAGAAUCAUGGAGCUGGAGAAGCCCGGGAGCGAGUUUCUGGAGGCGUAUUCUGAUAUUGUGCCGCUGCCGCAGGUUACGGCGGAGGAAGGGACCCUUUUGAGAUUUGACGCGGCCUUGAUGAUAGCACUGGUGUUUAUUUCAGAGGCCCCUGAUGAAGCGUUGAGGGGACCGGCUGUCAAGAGGGUGCAAGAGUUGGCCGGCAUGUUGCAAUCACCACGGGGGGCCUAG
This is a messenger RNA of Metarhizium acridum CQMa 102, 903 nucleotides long. RefSeq lists its product as uncharacterized. NCBI's taxonomy places the organism in Eukaryota, Fungi, Ascomycota, Sordariomycetes, Hypocreales, Clavicipitaceae. The record is from RefSeq and is a predicted model, not a curated record.